GUUAUAUAUAGAGGUGCAAGGAGAGAUGGAAAUGGACUUAUCAGCAAAGUUUCCAAAAACCAUUUUUGAGGGAGAAGGAGGAUCAUACAGCAGUUGGUCAAGUAGUGAAUUUUCUUUGCUUGCUGAGGUCAAAGUUGGUGGUGGUUUGCUUGUUCUUAAGCCUGGAGGAUUUGCUCUUCCCCAUUAUGCUGAUUCCAAGAAGCUAGGUUAUGUUCUUCAAGGUGAACAUGGAUCAGUUGGAUUGACAUUAUCCAAUCAUGAAGCAAAUUCAAAAGAAGAGAUAGUCUUAGGCCUCCAAGCAGGCGAUGUGAUUCCUGUGCCCCUUGGUGCAGUUUCAUGGUGGUACAAUGAUGGAAAUUCAGAUGUGGUCAUAUUAUUUUUGGGUGAAACAUCUACUACCUAUGUUCCUGUUCAGGUACUUUAUGUUGCCAAAGGAAGUGGUAAGGUUCAAAUUGUGGGAAUGAAUGGUAAGCGUGCCCUGGACAGCAACUUGCCUAAUGUUGGAGAAUUAGCUGGUAACAUCAGUGCUGAAUGUGUACGAGUCCACAAUUCUAAAAUCUGCUCUGAAUGUGACUCCAGAGUUUGCAAAUUCUUUCAAGGAAAGAUGGCCGAGAGCGAAAUUCUUAUCCCUCCAAUGAUUAAAAGACUACUUGAUAAGAUUGAGUAUUAUCUCAUGACUAAAGCUUCUAUGUUUAAUUAA
Pistacia vera is the source of this 700-nucleotide messenger RNA. Its product is annotated as legumin type B-like. The record is from RefSeq and is a predicted model, not a curated record. Lineage: Eukaryota; Viridiplantae; Streptophyta; Magnoliopsida; Sapindales; Anacardiaceae. Bases 26 to 700 code for a protein of 224 amino acids. The transcript has 5 exons.